This is a messenger RNA of Hyphopichia burtonii NRRL Y-1933, 1528 nucleotides long. RefSeq names its product ubiquitin-binding ESCRT-I subunit protein (gene VPS23). Gene Ontology annotation, cellular component: ESCRT I complex. The transcript has a single exon. The record is from RefSeq and is a predicted model, not a curated record. Bases 60 to 1376 code for a protein of 438 amino acids. Gene Ontology annotation, molecular function: ubiquitin binding. Gene Ontology annotation, biological process: protein modification process; endosome to lysosome transport; protein transport. Lineage: Eukaryota; Fungi; Ascomycota; Pichiomycetes; Serinales; Debaryomycetaceae.
CGCCAAAGGUAGCCAAUUGGCUAUAUAAUGUGAUACAACCACAGUACUUACAUAAACAAAUGGUAUACACCCACAUAUACCAGUUUCUUCAAGUUUUUUUAAACCAUAAAUCCAAGUCUUCCAGAUUCAAAAUCAGAACUAAUGUAUUUACAUCCGGUAACACUGGACACAGUGAAUUGUUGAUUGAAUUAUUUGGAUCGGUGAAAUUGAACGAUCUUGCGGUACCGAUAAAUAUUUGGGUUCCGUUAAAUUAUCCGUUUGCUGACGCUGAUAAUAGGGUUAAUGAAGUUAACGGAGUUCCAAUUGUAUUUAUAACUCCCAAUAAGGAUAAAAAUCAUGUUUUAAUACCCGGGAACUAUGUAGAUAGCCAGGGAAGAUUCUACCAUCCAUAUUUGUCGUCUUGGUUUUCCGAGUUUAAUGAUAUAGCCAAAUAUAAUCUAAUUGAGUUGAUUAAUGUUUUAAAACAGACUUUUUCAUUAGAACCUCCAAUAUCUAUAGGCCAAGUUCCAGUGAAGCCAGCCAAGAUCCCUUUAACCCAGGCUGCCACCGGUUCCUUACGUCGGGACACAACUGGUCCUCCGGUACCAAGUAAGCCAGAGCCAAAAGAAACGAUACCUGAAAAAUAUCAAAAUCCUUUGCCUUUACCUCCAACCGAAUACUCGACCCCAAUCCAAUCUCCACCACAAUCGCAGCCAGUACAACAAGCACAACAAGCACAACAAGCACAACAAGCACAACAAGCACAACAAGCACAACAAACACAACAAGCACAAUCAGUACAAGACUUGAUGGAUCAAAACGAAGACCUCAAGAGCCAAAGCAUUCCUCGGGAAACCCUCAAACACCUUUCAGACCAGCUAAACCAACUCUUGGAUCCCCAGAACCCUAGUGGAGUAAACAACCACCUUGCGUCAAUCAAUGAAAAUUCAAUCAAAAUCGAUACAUUGUACGACCAACUAUCCCACCACAAUACCCAAGCAAAAGCAAAUAGCGAGAUCUUGAACAAUCACUUGACCCAUUUGAACGACCAAGUGACAAACUUGACCAACCUUAACCAACAGCUCUUAACCCUUGACAAUAUCAAUGCCAACACUCCUGAUAAAAUUGCAACCUCAAUAGACAGCUCAAUCGACCUAGACAACCUUAUCACCGCCGACCUGGCUUUGGUCCACCAACUCUACGAUACUGUGAGUGAAAUAAAGGCAAACAAAGAUACCGUCCACUUGAUUGGAGGCACUUUUGGCUCCCACCACGAGCUUAUCAAUGAUCUGAAUGUCGACACUUGUAUUAAGUCAAUUAGGUCUUUGGCCAGGGAAACCUUUUGGCUCGAGCUAGUGAAGGACGAAAUCGCCUCCACCAUGGGCUUGUACAAGUAAACCCAUAUCUACAGCUAUCCUCUACCAUCUUUAUAGUCAUACACUCUAAUUAUACUGUUAUACGGUUAUACUUUAUACUGUUAAUACACCCAUACACCUCACCCUAAAUAGGAAAGAGCCGCACAACAAAAAUAAAAGUGAAAAAAAAAAAA